Molecule: messenger RNA, 1921 nt
Organism: Centropristis striata (black sea bass)
Lineage: Eukaryota; Metazoa; Chordata; Actinopteri; Perciformes; Serranidae
Gene: ddx55
Product: DEAD (Asp-Glu-Ala-Asp) box polypeptide 55
Exons: 15
Coding region: 131-1921 (596 amino acids)
Cellular component (GO): nucleolus
Molecular function (GO): ATP binding; nucleic acid binding
Source: RefSeq, a predicted model, not a curated record
CCUCCCAGUGUACCCUGUUUUGCCUGAGCUACCUGUUCUGAACCUGCCUGCCUGUUUAUUGGAUUUUUGGAUACCUGCCUUGUCUGAUUUGUUUGCCUGUUUGACUGAUCUCCCAGUUUUGAACAUUUAGAUGGAGAACACAACAGAAGGAACCUGGGAGAGUUUACCUGUUACACUCAACGACGGGAUUCUACAAACGCUCCAUGAACUGAAGUUUACACACAUGACACCUGUACAGUCUGCUUGUAUCCCGCUGUUCAUGAGUAACAAAGACGUGGCUGCUGAGGCGGUGACCGGGAGUGGAAAGACGCUCGCUUUUGUCAUCCCGAUUAUUGAGCUGCUGCUGAAGAGAGAAGAGAAGCUGAAGAAGAUGCAGGUCGGAGCCUUGGUGGUCACUCCCACCAGAGAACUGGCUCUUCAGAUCAGCGAAGUGAUGGAACAAUUCAUUCAGAAGUUUCAACAGUUUACGCAGAUUUUACUGAUCGGUGGAACCAACCCGAUAGAUGAUGUGGAGAAGUUCAAGGAUAAAGGGGCAAACAUUGUGAUCGCGACCCCGGGCCGUCUGGAGGACAUGUUCAGGAGGAAGUCUGACGGUCUGGACCUGGCCGGCUCCGUCAAGAGUCUGGACGUUCUGGUCCUGGACGAGGCCGACAGACUGCUGGACAUGGGCUUCGAGGCCAGCCUGAACACCAUCCUGGGCUACCUGCCGAAGCAGCGGCGGACCGGCCUGUUUUCAGCCACUCAGACUCAGGAGCUGGAGAAGCUGGUGCGGGCCGGACUCAGGAACCCCGUACGCAUCACCGUCAAAGAGAAAGGCGUGGCCGCCACCGCCGCCAUCCAGAAAACACCGUCCAGACUCUCCAACUACUACACCAUUUGCAGAUCCGAAAACAAGUUCAACAACUUGGUGGCGUUUCUGAGGCAACACAAGCAUGAGAAGAACCUCGUCUUCUUCAGUACGUGUGCCUGUGUGGAGUACUAUGGUCGAGCUCUGGAGACGCUGGUGAAGAAGGUGACGGUUCACUGCAUCCACGGCAAGAUGAAGAACAAACGCAACAAGAUCUUUGCAGACUUCCGAGCUCUCAAGAGUGGGAUCUUGGUGUGUACAGAUGUUAUGGCCAGAGGAAUCGAUAUUCCAGAUGUGAACUGGGUGCUGCAGUACGAUCCUCCCAGCAGCGCCAGUGCGUUUGUGCACCGUUGUGGACGUACGGCUCGUAUUGGUAAUCAGGGCAGCGCGCUGGUCUUCCUGCUGCCGAUGGAGACGACAUAUGUCGACUUUUUAUCCAUCAAUCAGAAAUGUCCGCUGCAGAAGAUGUCCCUCCCCAGUGACGUGGUGGAUGUUCUGCCUAAAGUUCAGGCGAUGUCUCUGGCGGACAGAGCGAUGUUCGACAGAAGCAUGAGGGCCUUCGUGUCCUUCGUGCAGGCUUACGCCAAACACGAGUGUAGUCUCAUCUUCAGGAUCAAAGAUCUGGACUUUGCCUCUUUGGCUCGCGGCUUCGCGCUCCUCCGGCUGCCGAAGAUGCCGGAGCUGAGAGGGAAAACGUUCCCGGACUUCGUGGGGACGACGGUGGACACGGAGACGAUCCGCUACAAGGACAAGAACCGAGAGAAGCAGCGGCAGAAGAUGCUCGCUGAGCUCAAAGACAAGGAAAGGAUCCCCUUCGUUAAAAGGAGCUUUGAGAAGAACAAAGCCUGGUCCAAGCAGAAGACCAGGAAGGAGCGCAGGAGGAAGAGGACGGCCAAGAGGAAGCACGAGGUCUCUGAGGACGAAGACGAAGACAUGAAGGAGCUUUUGGAGGACACGCGCCUCCUGAAGAAGCUAAAGAAAGGUCAGAUCAGCGAGGAGGACUUUGAGAAACAGAUAACGAGCGGACCCAAACACCAAACAGAAGCUCCCUCCGGAGGAGACGAGGACGCGUGA